Messenger RNA from Drosophila busckii, 1809 nucleotides. RefSeq lists its product as uncharacterized. NCBI's taxonomy places the organism in Eukaryota, Metazoa, Arthropoda, Insecta, Diptera, Drosophilidae. The record is from RefSeq and is a predicted model, not a curated record. Bases 85 to 1530 code for a protein of 481 amino acids. The transcript is spliced from 3 exons.
CAAGAAUUUUAUUUUACAACAUUUUUUUCAAAGUGAAGUUUUGUGCCAGGAUAAGCGUAAAUAAUACCAAACAAAUAGCAAAACAUGGGCAAUCCGUUGAAGCUCAGUCUGAUGCUGUCGCUGCUGCUGCUGGCGAGCAGAACUUGGCUGGGAGCUGAGGGCAAGACGACGCAUCGACGUGGCGACAAAAUAUCGGAGAACUUUAAGCAGCUCGACUUGCCACCAGAGGAAAUCGAUCCCAAUGUAGCGCCACCAGAGCCACAAACUGUCAGCGAGACGUCGGCGCCGCUGCUUGAGGCUGCUGCUGCUGCUCCUGCAGUUGAGUCUGCAGCAGCAACAGUUGCUGCUGCUGUGCUGGAUGAAACAGUCAAUGAAAUUGCCAGCGUUGAUGCUGUGGCUGUGCCCGAAGCAGCCGCUGCUUCUGCCUCUGCUGCUGCCGCUGUCGCUGCUGAGCCCGCAGUCAGCGCCGUCACCGUCGCUCCAGUGAAGCCCAAGCCCAAGCCCAGCAAGGCCAGCGCCACAGCCAAGCCAGAUGCCGAUAAGAAUCCCAUCAGUCGCUACUGCAAGUGCACGGAGUCGCACUGCGAUUGCUGCCGCAAGUUUGGGCUGCCACUGCUGCCCAGUGGACCAGGCUGCGCCAAGAUCGCCUAUCUGGGCAAUGAUGAGAUGAGCGUGUCGCUGAAGUUUGGCGAGAUUACGCUCGCCUCGCGUCGCAUUUCCGCCAAGCGUGCGCGUCCCAUUUGCGUGGGCAUGCCCGGUGGCUACUCCAAGUUCUGUGGCCGCGUCUAUGGCCUGUCGCGUGCGCAGGAGAACUUCAAGGCCUGCUUGGCCUUUGAGCUGCAUGCCGAGGAUGAGGUGGAGGCGCAGCUGCCCAUCAGCUGCUUCAAGUUCGGCCAAGAGGGUCUGCGCGUGGCCGAGGCCGAGCCGCUGCCCACCAAGGUGAAGAAGCCAGCCGAGGAGGACGACGACGACAUCUUUGGCUUUGGUGCUGGCGGCGACGAUGAUGAUGACGAGGAUGAGGAUGACUACGAUGAUGCAGAUGCUGCUGCCUCCGCGGAGGACGAUGAGACAGACGACUAUGCUGAGGCCGAUGAUGACGAGGCGCCCGAGGAGGCAGACUACGGUGGCUUUAGCCUGGGCGGUCUGCUGGACGAGCUCGACGAUGAUGAGGAUGAGAAGCCUGUAAAGAAGCCGGUGGCAGUUGAGCCUGUGCCAGCUGCAACGGAUCAGACGCGUGAGCAUGUGGAGCUGGAGCAGGAGCCAGUGCAGAGCAAGGAUGACACUGGCAUGACAGCGGCCGAGCAAGUGGAGCAGGUGGCUGCCAUGGCGGCUGAGGAGGCAACAGCAGCGACUGCAGCAGCUGCCGACGCCGUUGCGCCCACAACGUCGACGACGACAACAACAACAACCAAAGGCAAAAAGAAGGCGAAAAAGAACAAGAAGAAGAAGAAGGCUGCCGGCGCGACGGACGCCAGCGAGGGCGACUUUGCCUACGAGCUGCUCAAUGGCCUGCUGGAUUUUUUCAACUAAGCGGCCAGCGUGAGUUUGCCAAUAUGCUGGGCAAUAGUGUAAAUACCCUGUAUAGGCGCUGAGCUGCUUUCAACAACAACAACAACAACAACAACAACAACAACAACAACAACAACAACAACAACAACAACAACAACAACAACAACAACAACAGCAACAUCAAGAGGGCGCAAAUCCGUUCUUAGCGUUUUCGGUUUGGAGUUGUCAACUCUCUAUAACUUGCAUUAAUUUAUUUAUUUAUUUAUUUUCUGGCAACAGCAACAAAAAUCAAAACAGCAA